AGAAUUUGCCAAAUGAAAUAUACAAUUUCCAAUUUUCCAUUGGGAAACCAAACCUAAACUCAGUGAAAAAUUUGUGCAAUGUUAUGUUUGGCUGUUGAACAAUACAAAUGGACUUUCUGAAAUUUGUUGUGGAAUAUAUUCGUGACUAAAAUCUACCAGGAUUACUUUAAAAGGGUUGCAAAACAAACUUCCUGAUCAGCUGAGAGACGAAAUAUCAGGAAAAACAAAUCACUGGGUGCUCGGUGCUUUUCUUAUCUGAAAUCUUUGUGAAACAAGUACUUCAAACUGGAGCGACUACCAGAAUAUCUCCGCGACACCGUGGACUGGUUUAUAGGGAAAGCAAGACGUAAAGAAAAAGAAGGAACAGAAUCUACAUCAAGUGGAGACUCAAAAUUGUAUCUAGAAGCUACAGUUUUAGAAAGGAAAUUACCAGAAAUGGACAUGAGAUUGUUAGUUGAUCUACCUGCUGGAUUGGACUACAAUGAGUGGUUAGCCUCACACACUAUGGCUCUAUUUGAUCAUGUGAAUUUAGUAUAUGGAAGUGUUAGUGAAUUUUGUACACAAAUGGGGUGUCCUGACAUGACAGGUCCAGGUCAAAGGACUUAUUUAUGGUUUGACGAGAAAGGGAAGAAAACUAAGGUUGCUGCCCCUCAGUAUAUAGAUUAUGUGAUGACAUUUAUUCAAAAAACUAUAAGUGAUGAAAAUAUUUUUCCUACAAAAUAUGCGAACGAAUUUCCUUCCUCGUUCGAAUCGAUAGUGCGCAAGAUCGUCCGCCUGUUGUUCCACGUGGUGGCGCACCUCUAUGCCGCCCACUUCAAGGAGGUGGUCAUGCUGGGCUUGCACGCCCAUCUCAACCUAACCUUCGCCCAUUUGACCGCCCUCCAUCACCGGUUCUCGUUGAUCGAGCCCAAAGAGACGGAGAUCCUGACGGAUCUAGAGGUGGCGCUGCGGUUGACCGAGGACGGCCGAGACCCGGCGAACAACAACGACGACAAGGCCGAGGAGGCGGUGGAGGGGGAAACGAAGGCGUCGGCCGAGACCAGCUGUGGUGACAAUAAAUCGUAGUUUCUUGAAGAAGGGACAAGAAUUGUUAACAAAUGUUUUAUGUGAUGUGACUAUUCACCCCAAUUAUUGAAACCAUUAUCCACUAUUAGCUACUAGAGCAUGUGAUUCUGAGACACAAUAGUGAAACAAC
Phaedon cochleariae (mustard beetle) is the source of this 1195-nucleotide messenger RNA. NCBI's taxonomy places the organism in Eukaryota, Metazoa, Arthropoda, Insecta, Coleoptera, Chrysomelidae. The record is from the annotation of a GenBank genome assembly.